AAACUUUUCAUUGAUGAAUAUCCUAAUUUAAGAGGAACUUGAAAAUAGUUAAUAGUUCAGUAGUUAAUCAAUAAUAAAAUCACACUCCUACGUAUAUAAUUAAAUGCUAAAAAUAAAUAAUGGGUUGAAACCUUACCCUUUUUCUGCAAUUUUACUAAACUAAAAUAACGAUCCAGAAAAUUUAAUGAUAUCAGAACUAACAUUUCGAUCACUCUCUAAUGAUGUUGACUCUAAAUUAAUUUAAGAGUUUUAAAGUAGAAGACAUAUUAUAGAACCUCAUUAAAUAUAAAUUAAAUAAGCAUCUUCUUUUUAACUUAGUAAACAGAUGUGCUAAAUAUGCUUAAAUGAGCUUAAUAAUAUUAUAAUAAUAGAAUAAUGCAAUCACUAAUUUUGUUAGAAAUGUAUAACCUUAUAUUUAUACAAUAAAAUAAUAUCUGGUGAAGUAUAGAAGAUAACAUGUCCAUAAUUUGGUUGUUGUUCAGUUUUAAAUGAACUUUUGAUAAAAUAAAACAUAAAUUAAGAUGUUUACUAAAAAUAUUAGAGGUAAAAUAUAAUUAAAUAUUAAAGGUUCUUAUUAAUAAAAUAAUAUGAACAUGUUAUCAAUGGAAAAUGGUGUCCUAGAAUAGAUUGUUUUAAUUUUGUUUUUCAAUAAGGAUAAGAAAAAGUUUUAUAAUGUGUAUGUGGAUAAGAAUUUUGUUUUGAUUGUGGUAAUCCUACUCAUCCAAAUAAGACUUGUUAAGAAAGUGUUGAUUAAGUAUUUGCUUAAGCAUUACAAGAUUAUAAAAUAUAAAAAUGUCCUAAUUGUAAAACUAACAUACUUAAAAAUGGAGGUUGUAAUCAUAUGACAUGUACAAAAUGCCAUUAUGAUUUUUGUUGGUUAUGUGGAUGUAAGUAUUCAUCAAUACAUUAUGAUUGGAUGAAUCCAUUUAAUUGUCCUGGAGAAUAAUAUUAAGAAAGAGAUCCAUAUUCAUUUCCUAAAAUUUUAAUAUGCAUUAGGGCAAUAUUAAAAUUAAUUAUUUAUGUAUUACUCUCACCAAUCUUGGCUAUAGCAGGAAUAGGAAUGCUUGCUUAUGGACUUGGAUACUUAUUAUCUAAAAUUUGUCAUCUCUGUAAAUACCUUAAAAGAUGUUGCUAAAUUUUAUGUAAUUGA
This is a messenger RNA of Paramecium sonneborni, 1150 nucleotides long. The record is from the annotation of a GenBank genome assembly. NCBI's taxonomy places the organism in Eukaryota, Ciliophora, Oligohymenophorea, Peniculida, Parameciidae.